Messenger RNA from Durusdinium trenchii, 888 nucleotides. The record is from the annotation of a GenBank genome assembly. Lineage: Eukaryota; Dinophyceae; Suessiales; Symbiodiniaceae.
CAGCAUCUUUGCAAGCUGACGGCGCCAUUGUCUUGGAGUGUUCUGUUACAAUUUGACAGGCCAUUCUGUUUUAGCUUCCCAGCAGCUGAGAUUGUCAUGGCGGUGGUUUCUGUGCCAAAUCCAAGCAGUGUCAAGGGCACGAAGGAUUUGUCAGAUCAGAUUAUCCUUGCGCCAAAACAAGGGGACUACAUCCCUCUCAAUCCUGGGGAGGAGUUUGCUGAUGUCAGACUGACACUUAACCCUUCUCUUGCUCACAGUAUUGCCUUUUGGUUUGAGGCACGGGGCACACCAGGCAGCAUGAAUGUGCUGGACAAGAUUCCAUCAGAAGCUUUCGUUUGGCACAAGAUUCCAGAGGGUCAACAUCGCAUUCAUGCGGUCCUUUGGAAAGCCACUGCGGCUAUGGAUGCUUCUUCCAGGCCGAAGACGCUUGAAGAUCUUGAGGGCUUCGAAUGCUUAGGCCGGGAGUCUAUAGACAUUUAUGUGAGACGCUUCGAAGAUUUCCAGCCAACCUAUGACUGGCAGCCUUUUGAGAGAUGGCAUCAGUUGCCACCAGGCUUGGAGAUUAGCGUGGAUACGCGACGUGCCAGGAUUCCAGAGCCAUGGCCUUGGAAUGUGGAGGUUGUUGGCCAGGGGACGGAGCAGAUCCAAGUUCAUGGGACUUCCACGAUGUCGCAGCUUUUGGAGCUUUUGAAGCUCUCUGACUCCACCCACGAGGUGGUCUGGCGCGAUGCGAAGCAUGAAUACACAUUGCAACCGGCCUGGACUGCGCGGCAGGCGGAUCUCUUCAGAUAUCGUGAACAGGUCGUAGUCCGAAGGUUUGCAACGAUAGUGGACUGAAGAUCUGCAAUGUGACGGUUUUUGAAUGAGCCUCCAAUAAUGAGACAACCC